This is a messenger RNA of Fonticula alba, 2356 nucleotides long. RefSeq lists its product as hypothetical. The record is from RefSeq and is a predicted model, not a curated record. Gene Ontology annotation, molecular function: metal ion binding. Lineage: Eukaryota; Rotosphaerida; Fonticulaceae. The transcript is spliced from 6 exons. The coding region runs from base 161 to 1999 and encodes 612 amino acids.
CCUGCGCCCUGGCAUCGGCGCGGGGCCGCCGGUGUGCAGCCGAGCCGGGGGGCGGGGCACUGGGACCCGAGCCGAGGGCCGUCCCCGGGGCCGGUGGCGAGGCCCGAACAAAAGGCCACCCCCCCGGCGGCAGGUUCGGCACGUCCGGCAGGCAUAAUCCAUGUACCAGGAUUCCUUCAAGCCCCUCCGCGCCAUCCCUCCCCCCACACUCUCCCCCGGUCAGUCGCUUGUGUUACACAUUCGACAGCCUCCAGCUACCCACUCUAGCCUACUCUACGCCACUUCCCCGGCACUCGCCAUCACUCGCCUGUUCCUUUCGUCAAAAAGCCCCCACUACAAGAUGUACCCCACUUGGUUUGGAGAGACGCUGUGCCAGUGGCCCGCUGGCCUGCUGGUUGAGGCGGACUACGCCCAGAUUUGGCAUGCCCUGGUCAGGGCGAGCAACAGCAUCCCCCCAGGCGAGGAUGCCUCGAAGUACCUGCACCAGCAGGUGUCCACGGUGCUCCUGGACGCGAAGAUCCCCUGGACCCAAGCCGGGUCCCUGGCGACGCACCUGGCGUCGGAGUUCCUCGAGAAGGAGGGGCUUCCGCCGGCCAGCGGCGCAUACGACUCCGCCCCGGCCGAGGAUGGCGAGGGCUCACACCCGGCGCCGUCCGGCCCCGGGGCGGUGGCCGGCGCGCAGGGGACCUCGAGCAAGCCCUCCAGGAGCGGCCGAACCAGGGGCCUGGUCAUUUCGGCCGGCAACCCGGUGAUCUCGUGGGAUGCCGUGUCCGUGGAGCAGGCAUCCAACUACCUUGGACGCGUAUGCCGGUAUUACCUCCAGGAGAGGGGCUGCAUGCAUGGCAGCGAGUGCAACUGGGAUCACCCGGAAGAGAAUUCGCCCACCUUUAAGAUGCUGCUUUACAAUCAUAUUUGGAAUCCGGACCAGCUGCCGGGCCUCCAGGAGUGGCUGGCAAGCCGGACUCCCAGCAUGGAAGAGUAUGAUUUCGACCCGGACUCGCCGGAGGACAGCGACGCGUGCCCGGCCGAGCGGUCAGAUCAGCUUGUCUCGCAUGCCAGCUGGUCGACUGUUGUGCGAGGGCGCUUUGUGCCGGAGCCGCCGGCUGGGCAUGCCCAGCCGGCGGGCCGUCGGUCCAUCGCCGGCCCCCAGCCCCCCCGGCUGGCGGAAGACUCGGACUCGCAAGCAUUCGCGGCGGACAUCCAGGGCAGGCUCGACAGGCGCCGGCUGCUGUGGAGCCAGCCCAAUGCCGGGCCUGUCGGCGGCGGAGGCAUGAGUUACUCGGCGGCGGCGAAGCAGGGAGCGGCCGAGCAGUCGCCAUCCGGCCGGGGCCGGCGUGCCGCACAGUCCGGCCGCCAUGCGCCGGCGGACUUCGGAGAUGGCAUCACCGAGGCGGAGAUGCUGCGCUGGUUCCAGCUCCAGCAGGACGAAAACACGAAGAUCCCCCAAUUGUCGGAGGAUGUGCGGGCCUACUGCCGGGCCAUUGGCCCGGCGCAGAGGCAGUACGAGGCCGAGCGGAAGCGCUCCAGGGAGCUGUUCGCCGAGUACAAGAGGCUGGGUGCUGACCCGACCACCCCGUCGGACAGGCUGGCCCUCUGCAAGAAGGCCUGGAUUGACGCCAGCUGGAAGGCCGCCAGGGCCAUCUUCACCAAGCGCAACCCCGGCAUGGACCCGAGCGCCAUGGCCACCAGCAAGCUGCCCUUGGUGGUGGACCUGAUGGGUCUACAUGAGAUUGAAGUGUUCCACUUCCUGUCGGUCCUCGUCCGCAUUCUACAGGCCAGCGCCCGGGCAACCGGCCGAGUGCACUAUCUCCAUCUGUUUACGCACGCGUCAUCCGGGAUGCUAAGCACACGGGCCCCCGAGCAGCCCCAGGUCAUGGCCAAGGUCCGGAAGGCCGCCGCGCGGGUCCUCUUCGACCACGGCCUCUACGUGAAGGACAACUCGGCCGUCGGCAUGCCGGGGCUUCUGUCGGCGAAGGUACUCCCGCCCGGCACCGAGUGAUUCCGGCGCCCAGUCCGCCCCCCUCCCCCUGGCGCACGGUGUGCGUGCAUGCAUGCGUGCGUGUGUGUGAGAGAGCUGCCUGACGCGCGCGCGCGGCUGGGGCUCGCGCAGUGGGCGGGGCCUGUCCCGCCCGCCGGGCAUGGUGCCCUGUCAAUAUACACACGGGCGGACAGCCGGAGGAGGCGCUCCUGGACCAUGGUUUUCUCGCGCUCCGAGGGGGGGUGCAUGGCCCGGCAUGGGGCCGCGGUGUGCGCCCGGCAAAGGCCCAGGGGCGGGGGAAAUGCUCGACCUGGGCCGCGGUGUGGGUGGCAUGCGCUUGGGGGCCAGGCAUGGCGAGAGCACCUGCCCGCCGGAGGA